AUGGAUUCCAGUGACCAACCAGCAAGACCUUCAAACGAUCCCUACUUCAACCUGGGAACAUUCGGUCGCAAAGUCACCACCAAUUCCCAGGAAGCCCAAAUAUGGUUUAACCGAGCCCUGGUCUGGACAUAUUGCUUCAACCACGAUGAAGCCAUCACCUGCUACAAACAAGUCAUCGCGCACGACUCAACCUGCGCAAUGGCAUAUUGGGGAGUUUCCUUUUGCUCAGGCUCAAAUUACAACAAGACCUGGGCACUAUUCGAUGGAAGGGAUCGCGUGAAUGCAAUUCAACAGUGCUACUUAUUUUCUCAAGAAGCAUUGAGCCGCGCCAGUAGCGCGUCACCCUGGGAACAGGCGCUUAUUCAGGCUCUUGCGAAGAGAUACCCCAACGAUGACCCAAAUAGGGAUCUCCUAGCUUGUAGCAAAGCGUACGCCAACUCGAUGCGAGAAGUAUAUUUUGAGCUCGGUCGCUCCGACUUUGACAUCAUUACUCUUUUCGCGGAUGCAUUGAUGAAUUGCGCUCCCCGGAAAUUAUACGACGCCUCUACGGGGCUUCCGAUCGCAUCAUCCCCAGUUUUCGAAGUGAAAGAUCUGCUUGAUCACGCGCUCAAGAUGACAAAUGUAGAACUUCAUCCUGGGCCUGCACACAUGUAUAUUCACUUGAUGGAAAUGUCCGCGACUCCUGAAGCGGCCUUGCCAGCUGCAGAGAUGAUUCGUGAGAUCUUCCCUGAUACCGGUCAUACAUUCCACAUGCCUGCGCACAUCGAUGUUUUGGUCGGUGAUUAUCGGCGCGCGGUCGAAUACAAUUUAAAAGCCACUAUCGCCGAUGAUAAGUUCUUUCAGCAGAAUGGCGGUUUGACAUUCUACAGCUACUACCGGCUACACGACUACCAUUCUCUCAUCUACGCUGCAAUGCUCGGUGGGAAAUCCAAGGCCGCGUUAUCGGCGACUGAAAGGAUGGAGGCGACUAUAACCGAAGAGAUUCUUCGGGUAGAAACACCCGCACUGGCAAAUUGGAUGGAAUUUUUCAAGGCCGUUCGAGUACAUGUUCUUAUUCGCUUUGGCAUGUGGGAUGAAUUGAAAAAACUCGGCCCACUCGAAGAUAAGGAGCUGUACUGCGUUACAAAUGUGAUGCGACACUACGGAAAAGCGAUUGCCCAUGCGGCUACUUUUGAACUCGAAGAAGCGGACAAAGAGCGUGAGCUUUUUAAACUCGCAUCAACGCUCGUUCCGCCUACACGCCUCGACUUCCCCAAUAAAAUCAUCGACAUUCUCAAAGUAGCAUCUGCAAUGUUGGAUGGCGAGAUUGAGUAUCGACGUGGAAAUCACCAGACUGCAUUUGCACGAUUACGAGACGCUGUCGUCCUUGAAGACGAACUACCGUUCGCAGAGCCAUGGGGAUGGAUGCUUCCGGCUCGGCAUGCAUAUGCCGCCCUUUCUUUGGAACAGGGAAUGGUUGAACAAGCUGCCCAGGCUUAUGCGGAGGACUUGGGCCUCGUUCCAACACCUAAGCGGGCACAUCAACAUCCGAAUAAUGUUUGGGCGCUUCAUGGGUAUCAUGAGUGUCUUCUGCUUAUGGGACGCCAUGCUGAGGCAAAUAUUAUCAAGAAGCAGCUUUCACUGGCUUUGGUGGAGGCGGAUGUUGAAAUCACGUCUUCGUGCUUCUGUAGACUUGGAAAUGUUCCUUCAUGUGGGAAAUUCAAGGUGAAUGGUUGCCAUAAUUAG
Molecule: messenger RNA, 1725 nt
Organism: Penicillium pulvis
Lineage: Eukaryota; Fungi; Ascomycota; Eurotiomycetes; Eurotiales; Aspergillaceae
Exons: 1
Coding region: 1-1725 (574 amino acids)
Cellular component (GO): intracellular anatomical structure
Molecular function (GO): protein binding
Source: RefSeq, a predicted model, not a curated record